CCACGAAAUAAAGUAGCCAUCUAUAGUUGGGCCUACAUACUUAUAUAAAAACUUUUUGCAAUGCUAAUACCUGGCAUUCGAACGUAGGUAUGAUCAAGUUUAAGAAAAAUAUACAUUAGAUGUCACUUACAACAUAAAAAUAAAUAUGCCGAGAAUAAAUCCAAAUAUUCAUAAAUUAAUUAUAGUCACCUAUUGCACAGAAAAAGGAAUUUCGAUGCGACAACUCGCAAAACGGUUCAAAAUAUCUAAGGAUGGUGUGCGAAAAGUUAUAAAAAAGUUUGGGGAAUAUAAUAUACUAGGGGAUCUGCCAGGCCGAGGUCGCAAAAAAGGCUGCGUGAAGCCGCAAUUGGACGCAGCAAUAGUUGCGGCGUUCCGUCGAAAUCCAUCGGCCUCUACCCGGGAUGUAGCCAAAAAGUUAAAGACUUCGGUUGGGAACGUGCAAAACGCUAAAAGAAAAAAUUAUUUACAGACUAGGAAGAAACAGAAAAUCCCAAAAAGGACUCCCGCCCAGCUCGAAAGAGCGAAAUCUCGAGCUAAACUUUUGAGCAAAUUUUUAAUUCAAAAUAGCGGCCGGUGCAUUUUAAUGGAUGACGAGACAUAUGUAAAAAAAGAUAUGAAAACCUUACCAGGGCCUCAGUUUUAUACGUGUGCGGCUAGCGAGGAUAUUCCAGAAAAGCACAAGUGCGUGGCUUUUGAGAAAUUCGCCCCCAAGAUACUAGUAUGGCAAGCUAUAUGCUCUUGCGGGUUAAAGAGUUCGAGCUUUUUUACUACCGGCACAAUCAACGGUGAUGUUUACCGACAGGAGUGCAUCAAAAAGCGUAUUUUGCCUUUAUAUAGGAGACAUGCACUUCCGCCAAUAUUUUGGCCUGAUUUAGCAUCUGCUCAUUACGCUAAAGCCACCUUAAAUUUGCUUGAUGCCGAGAACGUUAGUUAUAUUGCGAAAAUCAUGAACCCGCCAAAUUGCCCAGAACUCCGCCCGAUUGAAAGGUAUUGGGCAAACAUCAAGCGAUACCUGCUCAAGAAAGGUGCAGUGGCCGACAAUGAAGCUGACUUUAAACAAAUUUGGAACGCAGCUGCUCAUAAAAAAGUAGUCGUGGCUGUAUUUUUCGAUUUUCGGAAGGCAUUUGACACCUUGGAAACUAAUACACUUAUCGAUGCCAUGAGGGAGUGCGGGGUGGGCGAGCCACUGAGCCAGUGGUUCAGUGACUAUCUCACCGCGCGCUCCUACCGCGUGAAGGUGGGAUCGAUGGUGGGCGACGAGCAGGCAGUGCGGUGUGGGGUGCCGCAGGGCUCGGGCUGCGGUCCCAUGUGCUACUUGCUGCACGUGAACAGCCUGUGCGGAGUGCUGCGGCACUGCUCGCCGCACAUGUUCGCCGACGACCUGUGCGUGCUGCGCACCGGCGCCGCCGACGACCUCGCUGGCGUCUGCCGCGCGGUGCAGCAGGACGUCGACGCCGUACUCAAGUGGUCGCACGAUAAUGGCAUACAGAAACGUCUUUAA
Molecule: messenger RNA, 1501 nt
Organism: Leguminivora glycinivorella
Lineage: Eukaryota; Metazoa; Arthropoda; Insecta; Lepidoptera; Tortricidae
Exons: 4
Coding region: 146-1501 (451 amino acids)
Molecular function (GO): nucleic acid binding
Source: RefSeq, a predicted model, not a curated record